GUUCAUUUUAAGUGACGUCGACCAAGUUUGUGACUUUUAUUGAGUGAAUUUCUAAAAUAGCUAACAAAAGUGCAUUUGUCGAGAGCGCGUUGAAGCAUCUAUUUAUGUUUGAGCCGUAACAUGAACAGCAGGCCACAACAGCUCUCAAGAAGUCAAGAUAACCAAGAUGCCUAGAAAAGCGCCAUCAUCAACACUUUCGGGUGCUUUGUCAUCUUUUGUUGUGAAGUAUUUACGUAAGCCAAAAAAAAAAGAAAACUUGAUAUGUCCAAUGUCAUGCACCUUUAUACGUUAUUGUCCAUCAAAUGAAUGAUUGCAUCCAAUGAAAAAGGUGUUUUAUUAGAAUCAUACUAUGAAUGUAUACCUUUCAAUAGCUUUUCUUUCUUUUUAUCGAUCAUGUCAACGGCACAACAAACAUCUGAUGUUUUAUGCACCAGCAAUGACCCCAACCACCCUGCCAACUUGAUUCCUGAGUUAUGUCGCUUAUUCUAUCAAUUAGGUUGGGUCACUGGUACGGGUGGUGGCAUUAGUGUUCGACAAGAUGAUCAUGUCUAUAUUGCUCCCUCAGGUGUUCAAAAAGAACGCAUGGAACCUCAUCACUUGUUUGUGAUGAAGUUACAGGAUCGUACUGUGAUCAGGAAACCCUUGGAAUUCAAGCCUUCUGCCUGUACACCUUUGUUCUAUAAUGCCUAUACAAUGCGUGAUGCAGGUGCUUGUAUCCAUACUCAUUCUCAGCAUGCUGUGAUGGCCACCUUGAUGUUUCCAGGCAAGACAUUUGAGAUAUCUCAUCAAGAAAUGAUCAAGGGUAUUCGUAUUGGUUCCACCAAAAACAACUUGCGUUAUUUUGAUAAACUGGUGGUACCUAUUGUUGAAAACACACCUGAAGAAGAAGAUUUGACAGACAGAAUGGCUGCUGCUAUGCGAGAAUACCCUGAUACCAAUGCUGUCCUUGUGCGUAGACAUGGUGUUUAUGUAUGGGGUGAAAACUGGCAAAAGGCAAAGACCAUGACGGAAUGUUAUGAUUAUUUGUUUGAAAUUGCUGUCAAGAUGAAAUCCAUUGGUAUUGAUCCUGCUGUGAAGCCAGAAAGUGAGCCUGAUUAUGAAUAAAUUAAAAUAAUUUUUUUCCGUUUAUUUUU
Gilbertella persicaria is the source of this 1133-nucleotide messenger RNA. RefSeq names its product methylthioribulose-1-phosphate dehydratase. The record is from RefSeq and is a predicted model, not a curated record. Gene Ontology annotation, molecular function: metal ion binding; methylthioribulose 1-phosphate dehydratase activity. Gene Ontology annotation, cellular component: cytoplasm. The coding region runs from base 307 to 1104 and encodes 265 amino acids. The transcript is spliced from 4 exons. Lineage: Eukaryota; Fungi; Mucoromycota; Mucoromycetes; Mucorales; Choanephoraceae.